UACUGCUUGGAAUAUGUCAAUCACUGUUUCUCUAUUGAGUUGUGUGUUGCCUUCUUUCCUCUAAUAUCUAUCCCCAGUUUUCCAUACUCCACAGUCCACACUCAUCUCUUCCAUACUUCUCCUAUAUAUAAACCAAUACAUAAAGUACAACCAUCCCCAAGUUUAGAAGUCUUUAAGAAAAUUGCAUAAACCGUAGUCCUUUGUCUAUAGGUUCAAAACAUUCUGAAUCUCUGCUUAUACCUUUGUUUGAGUCUUGUAAUAAGUGAAAAAAAAAAAAAAAAAAAAAUCAUGGCCGAUGACAAAGUUUAUGAACGAACCUUGGAGGAAACACCAACCUGGGCUGUUGCAGUUGUGUGCUUUGUUCUGCUUGCUAUUUCAAUCAUCAUUGAACAUAUUAUUCAUGCUAUUGGAAAAUGGUUCAAAAAGAAACACAAAAAUGCUCUUUACGAAGCGUUGGAAAAGGUUAAAGGAGAACUUAUGCUGUUAGGAUUCAUAUCCUUGCUCUUAACUGUGUUCCAAGAUCUAAUUUCUAAGAUCUGCAUAUCACAAAAUGUUGCAUCUACUUGGCAUCCUUGCUCCAAUCCAAAGUCAAAGAGUAAAUCUGACACAGACACCAAUGGUAAGAAACUCCUCGAAUAUUUGGACCGCGUACCGCGGCGUGUUCUAGCUACAAAAGGAUAUGACAAAUGCGCUGAAAAAGGAAAAGUUGCUUUUGUUUCUGCAUAUGGGAUUCACCAGCUCCACAUAUUCAUCUUUGUGCUAGCUAUUUUUCAUAUCCUACAAUGCAUUAUAACAUUAGCAUUAGGAAGAACUAAGAUGAGACGCUGGAAGACAUGGGAAGAUGAAACAAAGACUAUUGAAUAUCAAUUCUAUAAUGAUCCUGAGAGGUUCAGGUUUGCAAGGGACACAACAUUUGGACGAAGGCACUUGAACAUGUGGAGUAAUUCAUCGAUUUCCUUAUGGAUAAUUAGCUUCUUCAGACAGUUCUAUGGAUCUGUUAACAAAGCUGACUAUUUGGCAUUACGGCAUGGAUUUAUCAUGGCGCAUCUGGCACCGGGAAGUGAAGCAAAAUUUGAUUUCCGGAAGUAUAUCAAAAGAUCACUUGAGGAUGAUUUUAAAGUUGUGGUGGGAAUAAGUCCAAUCAUAUGGUUCUUUGCAGUGCUAUUCCUGCUGACUAAUACUCAUGGGUGGUAUUCUCAUUAUUGGCUUCCAUUUAUCCCAUUAAUUAUAAUCUUAUUAGUGGGGACUAAGCUACAAAUGAUCAUAACAAAGAUGGGACUGAGGAUUCAGGACAGAGGGGAAGUGCUAAGGGGUGCACCUGUCGUUGAGCCAGGAGAUGAUUUGUUCUGGUUCAAUAAUCCAGGCCUCCUUCUCUUUUUGGUUCAUCUUGUUCUCUUUCAGAAUGCCUUUCAACUCGCAUUUUUUUCUUGGAGUACAUAUGAAUUCUCCUUACGCUCUUGCUUCCACGAAACAACUGAAGAUAUUGUCAUUAGAAUUACAAUGGGGGUGGUAAUACAAGUUCUAUGCAGCUAUGUGACUUUACCUCUUUAUGCUCUGGUCACACAGAUGGGUUCAACCAUGAAACCCACCAUAUUCAAUGAAAAAGUAGCUGCAGCACUGAAGAACUGGCACCACAAUGCCAAAAAACAUAUUAAACAUAGCAAGCAUAAUGAGGGUAACAGUACCACACCAUUCUCUAGUAGGCCAGCAACUCCGACAUAUGGCAUGUCUCCAGUUCACCUUCUGCAUAGACACACAGCUGGUCGCAGUGAUAGUGCACAAACUUCUCCAAGGACUUCUAACUAUGAAAAUGAACAAUGGGAUGUUGAAGUUUCACCUUCCCCUAGCAACCAUAAAGGAACAGACGAGACCCAGAUGAAAGUUUUGGAGUUAGGUUCAGCAACAGAAUUGCCUAUUAGAUCUCAACAUGAAAUCAGCACUAGUUUAUCAGAAUUUUCUUUUGAGAAGAGACUAGACGUGUAGAUAAUGUUGCUAACUAGUUAAAAUGUACAGCUUCAGUACAUAUCAAUUACAUGUAUGGACAUGAACGCAAAGCCAUGCAUUUGAAGAAUGAGGUGUGAUUUGUUGAGGGAACACAAUUAAUAUUUGUUACAUUUAUUGAAUAAUUUGUGGAUGAAAUUUCACCACGUCUGUGUAAAGUUUAAAGCAACAAAAUUUGUAAAUUCUGUUCCCCCUGCA
This is a messenger RNA of Gastrolobium bilobum, 2199 nucleotides long. Its product is annotated as MLO-like protein 6. Gene Ontology annotation, biological process: defense response. NCBI's taxonomy places the organism in Eukaryota, Viridiplantae, Streptophyta, Magnoliopsida, Fabales, Fabaceae. The transcript is spliced from 15 exons. Gene Ontology annotation, cellular component: membrane. The coding region runs from base 289 to 1983 and encodes 564 amino acids. The record is from RefSeq and is a predicted model, not a curated record.